UUUUAGUUGUGUUCAGUUAAGAGAUCCAAAUGGGUAGCCUCCCAUUCCACCAUGAUUCACAUGAAACCACCUCUGCCCUCAUCACCAAAUCCCUAGACCCUGAAGAAUUGAGGAAAUACGGCCACAUGGUCGUAGACUUCAUCGCAGAUUAUUACCAAAACAUAGAGAAAUACCCAGUUCUAAGCCGAGUGCAACCUGGUUAUUUGAGAAAAUGCCUACCAGAUUCUGCCCCAUAUAACCCUGAACCCAUAUCAACCAUCCUUAAAGAUGUUCAGGAUCACAUUGUUCCUGGCCUAACACAUUGGCAAAGUCCAAAUUUCUUUGCAUACUUCUCUUCAACUGCUAGCACUGCUGGGUUUCUCGGUGAAAUGCUCACCACUGGACUUAAUGUGGUGGGGUUCAACUGGGUUUCAUCACCAGCAGCAACCGAGCUCGAAAACAUAGUCAUGGAUUGGUUGGCAGACAUCCUUCAGCUUCCCAAGUCUUUCCAUUUCUCUGGCAACGGAGGCGGUGUGUUACAUGGGAGUACUUGUGAGGCCAUUGUUUGCACAAUGGCAGCUGCCAGAGACCAAAUGCUACGCCGAAUUGGUAGCGAGAAUUUGGGAAAUCUUGUUGUGUAUGGUUCAGACCAAACACAUAGCACACUUCAGAAAGCUUCCCAAAUUCUUGGAAUCAACAUGGAGAACUUCCGGGCCAUCAAGACUACAAAGUCAACUGAAUUUGCACUAUCACCUGAGAUGCUAAGAUUGACAAUAAGUUCAGACCUAGAAGAAGGGUUAGUGCCACUCUUUGUAUGUGCCACAAUAGGCACAACCGCAACCACUGCUAUUGAUCCAUUGGAGGCACUAUGUCAUGUAGCAAAAGAAUACGGCGUGUGGGUUCAUGUGGAUGGUGCAUAUGCUGGAAGCGCAUGCAUUUGUCCAGAGUUUCGACAUUUCAUUGAUGGCGUAGAGGGCGCAAACUCUUUUACUUUUAACCCCCAUAAGUGGUUAUUCACUGGAAUGGAUUGCUGCUGCCUUUGGGUUAAGAAUCCGAGUGCAUUGGUACUUUCAUUGUCAACGAAUCCAGAGUUUUUGAGGAACACAGCCAGUAACUCAAAGCAAGUUGUGGACUACAAAGACUGGCAAAUAGCACUGAGCCGGAGGUUCCGAGCAUUGAGGGUAUGGCUUGUGCUAAGAAGCUACGGCGUGGCCAACCUUCGAAACUUUAUACGUAGCCAUGUCAAAAUGGCCAAGACUUUUGAAGGGCUUGUGAGAAUGGACAAGAGGUUUGAGAUUGUGGUGCCUAGAGACUUCUCCUUGGUCUGCUUUAGAAUUUCACCAUCGGCGUUGAUCAGUAGGGAUGAGGAUGGUGAGAUCGGUAUGAUAAACGAGGUCAACUGCAAGCUGCUAGAUUCCAUCAACGCAUCAGGUAAAGCAUACAUGACCCAUGCUGUGGUUGGAGGUAUCUUUCUGCUGCGGUGCGCCAUUGGUGCUACUCUGACAGAAGAAAAGCACAUAGUCCAGGCUUGGAAGGUGGUGCAAGACCAUGCACAAGCCAUCCUCAAUAUG
Molecule: messenger RNA, 1550 nt
Organism: Rosa rugosa (rugosa rose)
Lineage: Eukaryota; Viridiplantae; Streptophyta; Magnoliopsida; Rosales; Rosaceae
Product: phenylacetaldehyde synthase
Exons: 1
Biological process (GO): amino acid metabolic process
Molecular function (GO): pyridoxal phosphate binding; carboxy-lyase activity
Source: RefSeq, a predicted model, not a curated record